AUGGAUGAGAUGGAUAAAAUCGAUGAAAUGAAGAUUGUCACCCAGGAUGUAGGAGAGGAAAAGAGACAGAAUGGAGAUGAGAAUGAGAAGGGGAUGAGUCAGGUGGAUGGGAUUAAACUUCCUCGGGUGUCGAUUCAGUUUUGUACGCAGUGUAAAUGGAUGUUGAGGGCGGCUUAUUUUGCACAAGAACUCCUCUCAACCUUCGGGACAGAUAUCGGAGAAGUCGCCCUCCAACCUAGUACCGGUGGUACAUUUAUUGUCGAAUUAUUUACAGAUGCAAACGCGAAUAAGAGUGCUACACGUCAUGUAGAAGGAGAAGCUGGAAAGAACGUGGACGAAGUAAAGGAUGUCAAGGUAUUGAAACAUACGCUUUGGGAUCGGAAGAGUGAGGGAGGAUUUCCUGAAACGAAAGAACUGAAAAAGAGAUUGAGAAACAUUAUUGAUCCGUCAAGGGAUUUGGGUCAUGUCGAUGGAAAGAAAUCAACAACAUCAAAGACCACCCCUCCUACCUCUAACUCAGCACCCACCAGCCAACUCCAAUCUUCAGCACAGCAAGAUUCCGCACCAACAGAUCUCAAAGCAUCUACCUCAACCCCAGCUAGUGCCAUUUCUCAACCUCCAGCUUCCAGCCCCGUCUCUACUGCCCAGCUGAUUGAAGCAAAGCCAGAAGAGGUAAAGGAGAAGAAGCAAGAAGAAGAGAAAGUAACGUUGAAUGAGAGAGGUAAAAUUGUAAUCACGGGUUUGGAAGGAGAGGGAGGAUUUGGGGAUCCUCUGUUGGAUUGGAACGGUUAG
Messenger RNA from Botrytis fragariae, 792 nucleotides. Its product is annotated as putative selenoprotein w family protein. NCBI's taxonomy places the organism in Eukaryota, Fungi, Ascomycota, Leotiomycetes, Helotiales, Sclerotiniaceae. The coding region runs from base 1 to 792 and encodes 263 amino acids. The transcript has 5 exons. The record is from RefSeq and is a predicted model, not a curated record.